Messenger RNA from Ziziphus jujuba (common jujube), 2392 nucleotides. Its product is annotated as casein kinase 1-like protein 6. The transcript has 14 exons. Gene Ontology annotation, molecular function: ATP binding; protein serine/threonine kinase activity. Gene Ontology annotation, biological process: signal transduction; endocytosis; peptidyl-serine phosphorylation. NCBI's taxonomy places the organism in Eukaryota, Viridiplantae, Streptophyta, Magnoliopsida, Rosales, Rhamnaceae. The record is from RefSeq and is a predicted model, not a curated record. The coding region runs from base 827 to 2197 and encodes 456 amino acids. Gene Ontology annotation, cellular component: cytoplasm; nucleus.
UAAUUAUUUUUUUAAUUAAUUAAUUGAUUAAUAAAUAAAACUACUGGAAACCACAACAAACUAAAACAAUUUUACAAACAAUAUUAUAUUUAUAUUUCUUUUUUACGAAAAAUAAAUUUAUUAUAAUCUCCGACCUGCUUUUCCUUCUUCUCUCUCAUCCUCAUCCUUUUCCUCUGCUCAUUCCUAUAUUCCGGUUUUGUUUUUUGUUUUUUAUUUUAUUUUUUUUUUUUCUUCGUCAAAGUUUCUUUUCUUUUCGGUGAUUCUAAUGCUUGCUAACCCUUAAUCUACGCUGAUUUUAAUAAAUUUUUAUUUUAUUUCUUUUUGCCAGAGUGGUCUUUUGUUUUUGUUCUUUCUUUCUUUCUUUUUUUUUGAGUUUUAGAGGGUCCAAAUUCCCACCAUUCCUGGUCAAUGUAGGUCAAUCUUCUUGGGUUUUAAUUGUUCCUUUUGAAAUUGAAGAUUUUUGGGUUUGUUUGAUAUUAGAACACGGUUGGACAAGUUCUUUCUUGUUUUUGAAUGAAUUUGCUGCCUUUAUUCUGAGGAUACCGUGAAAUUCGUUGGAAAAUUUCGAUAUUCAAUUUGAUCUUCUGGGUUUUUGCAUUUAUUCUUUUUGGUUCUAACGUGCUUGGUUUUGGUUCUUUGGGCGGAUUAUUGAGCAAAAGCUAAGUGUGUAUAUAUAUAUAUAUAUAUAUUUUUUUUUUCCUCCCUUUAUAUUUUUAAUCUGUUAAGAUUUGGUGGGUAUGAGAUUAGUCAAAAAAUAAAGUCUGAAUUGGACAUAAAUCUAUAGCCCUAUUCAGCCUCUUUGUUGAGGUGUAUCAAGAAUUUGAUCAUGGAGCAUGUGAUUGCCGGUAAAUUUAAGCUUGGGAGGAAGAUUGGGAGCGGCUCUUUUGGAGAGCUCUAUUUAGGCAUUAAUGUACAAACUGGGGAGGAGGUAGCUGUUAAGCUGGAAUCUGUAAAGACCAAGCAUCCCCAGCUUCACUAUGAGUCAAAAUUGUACAUGCUUCUUCAAGGAGGAACGGGAGUUCCCCACCUUAAGUGGUUUGGAGUUGAGAGUGACUAUAAUGUUAUGGUCAUCGACCUUCUCGGACCAAGUUUGGAAGAUCUAUUUAACUACUGCAAUCGGAAGUUCACAUUGAAGUCAGUGUUGAUGCUCGCAGAUCAAUUAAUUAACAGAGUUGAGUACAUGCAUUCAAGAGGUUUUCUUCACCGUGAUAUUAAACCUGACAACUUUUUAAUGGGCCUAGGGCGUAAAGCCAAUCAGGUAUAUAUUAUUGAUUAUGGCCUUGCCAAGAAGUAUAGGGAUCUCCAGACUCACAAGCACAUACCAUACAGGGAAAACAAGAAUCUCACUGGCACAGCUCGCUAUGCAAGUGUUAACACUCACCUUGGAAUUGAACAAAGCAGAAGGGAUGAUCUGGAAUCUCUUGGUUACGUACUUAUGUAUUUCUUAAGGGGAAGCCUUCCCUGGCAGGGACUGAAAGCUGGCACAAAAAAGCAAAAAUAUGACAAGAUUAGUGAAAAGAAGAUGUCGACCCCGAUAGAGGUUCUCUGCAAGUCAUAUCCAUCAGAGUUUGUAUCCUAUUUUCACUACUGCCGAUCAUUGCGUUUUGAAGAUAAACCAGAUUACUCAUAUUUAAAGAGGCUGUUUCGAGACUUAUUUAUUCGAGAAGGUUAUCAGUUUGACUAUGUAUUUGACUGGACCAUACUGAAGUAUCCUCAGAUUGGUAGCAACUCAAAGGGACGGCAUGCCAGCGGGAGAGCAGGACCAUCUGUGGAAAGACCAGAAAGGAUCUCAGUUGGGAAAGAGAUUCGAGAUAGAUUCUCGGGUGCAGUUGAAGCAUUUUCCAGGAGACAAGGGUCAGGUUCGAGUCCACGCUAUGAUCAUGCCAGACAGAGGUCUUCUGAGGAUGUACCUUCAUCCAAGGAUGUGCAACCUGAUUCUGAAAGAGGACGUAAUUCUUCUCGAUAUGGAAGCACUUCAAGAAAAGCUAUCAUCUCGAACAAGGCAACUUCGUCGGGCGAGCAAUUUGAGAGUCGUUUAACCCGAGUAAGCUCCAGCAGUGGCGGUCGGCCUUCUCCUGUGCAGAGAGUUCAACCUGCAUUUGAAGCCAAACCUGCCUUUGCUCGUACUUCGGCUGCAAGAGGAACCCGUGAUGAUCACCCACUCCGGGGCUUUGAGCUCCUUUCAAUCAGAAAGUAAUGGUCUGGAGGAUGCUUUUCUCACUAAAACCACACCGUUUAGAACCUCAUUGUUGCUGGAUACCCACUCAGGCCUUGGCCCAUAUAAAAAGAAUGGCCAAUAGAAAAAUGAAUGUCACGAUAAAUAUGUGGCACUUUUUAUGUUAAUUUGUCUUUUAAUUUUUUUAUUUAUCAAUUUUUUCUUCUUCUUUUUUUA